Messenger RNA from Drosophila eugracilis, 3576 nucleotides. It is a transcript of the gene Nab2, whose product is annotated as zinc finger CCCH domain-containing protein 14. The coding region runs from base 172 to 3216 and encodes 1014 amino acids. Gene Ontology annotation, cellular component: nucleus; cytoplasm. The record is from RefSeq and is a predicted model, not a curated record. Lineage: Eukaryota; Metazoa; Arthropoda; Insecta; Diptera; Drosophilidae. Gene Ontology annotation, biological process: regulation of mRNA stability. The transcript is spliced from 5 exons. Gene Ontology annotation, molecular function: poly(A) binding; metal ion binding.
UGCCGAGCUCCCACCCUUAGAUUCGGAUAUCGGAGCAGCUGCGAUAAUUAUUUUCUGGGAGAUUUUGCUAUUUUCUCAUGUAAUAAAAAAUAGAACUGUCCACAAAAUAAAAUUCAGCUAAUAAAUGUCCUCGGAAACCGAACACUGGAACGGAUAGAAAAUCAAGCAAACAUGGAGUGCAACCUGGGCAGCGAGAUUGGGCAGAAGAUGCGCAGUGCCGUCAAGGCCAAGCUGUUGGAGCUCGGAACCGGGGGAUCGGCCGGUUUCAUAGACGAUGAGCUGCCGGACUACGUUAUGGUUAUGGUGGCCAAUAAGCGCACAAAACAACAAAUGAACGCAGAGCUAAAUCUUUUCCUGGGCGAUCAGACUGAUCUUUUCGUCACCUGGCUGCAUGAAGUGCUGCAAAAGCUACAAGAGGUUACACUGCCCGCAUCAAGUGCAUCCAGCAAAAAGCGAAAGUCUCGUGGCCAAGGAGAAACGGUCAAAGUAAAGGAUAAGGACAAGGAUAAAAAGGGCUCCAGAAAAGACAAAAGGCCGCACAGGAAGUCCGGUGAUGAAUUAUUGGAGCAGCAAUCAAGUGCCACGGAUUCCAUGCCCGUUAUCACCUCUAUCACAGAUGUCUUUGCCGAAGAAUUACUUGAAAAGGCAAAGAAAACCAUGGACAUCGAUCUCAAUGCUAAAGACGAAAUCCUGCACAAAAAGAAAAAGCGCAAAUCCAUUGAGGAUGAGGAGGCUUCGGCCAGCAGAGAAUUGGACUUACCCGUCGUGUCCGAGAUCAGCUCCACAACCAGCGGGGUCAAUCGUCAGAAGGAUCUCGCUGAACUGGCCGAAAUCCAAAAGAAAAUCCAUGCAGCCAAGAAGCAUUUACGCCAGAUUGGCGAAAUCGGAGAUGAAAGCGAUGAAGAUGACGAUCUUUUGAACUUAAGUGCACAGGAGGAGUCAGUGGAACAAGAGCCCGAAGAUGAGCAUGUUCAAACGGAAGCGCCCCCACGAAAGGCUAAGAGUCCGAUUAUUUUUAACAGACGAGAAAAGACACCUGAAAAGCGCGCAGAUAUAGAACUAGAGAUUAGUUCACGCCAGGAAGCAGCGACAGAGGUGCAGUCAGAGGAGCAAGCAGCGGAGAAGUCAACUGAAGACCGCUGUGAACGCCGAUCUGUACACGAUCGUCUGGGAUCCAAAGCCCAAUUGCCGGCAGAGCGCUCGCAGCGUACCCAAAAGGAAUUAUACGUACCGGCCCAUCGACGACGCAGCGAACCCGAGGCCAACAAGGAGCGAAGUCAGCGAGAUCGCUCCCGAGAACGACGCUCUAGCCGAGAUAACUCUAGAGACUCGAACCGUAAUCACCGUCAACGUCGCUCGCCUAGUCCGGAGGCUACAAGUUCAAAACAACGUAUUGGUUCCCGGGUAAUUGUUGCUGUGAACAAGCCACCAGAGCCAUCAGACGAUGAGGAUAUGGCCGAUAAACCAGUAAACUCCGUUAUUAAGAUUAAGCCUAGGCCACAGGUUUCUCCCCGGCGGCAGGCCUGUAAGAACCUUCUGUUGCGAGCCGUGGCCGACGCCCAGCGUUCCACAAUUCUUGCUAAAACUUCAUCGAAGAAGGAAACCGAGGAGGUAGAGAAAAGGAGCAGUUCUCUAGGCAAGCGCAAGUCUGUGGAAAAGAACGAACGGGUUCGGGACCGCGAGAGGGAUCGAAGCAAGAGAAGUGCACCCGGCAAAGAACUCUUCCGGCGCACAACUAGGGAGUUAGUUGUGAAUGUGCUGCAACGGGAUGGCAAUCGUGCACGGCGACCCAACGAGAGCCGCGCCGAAAUUAAAGUGGUAGAGGAAGAAUACGCGCCUUCUUUGAUUAAAGAUCAGAUUGAAUCGUAUGUGCCGCAGUUGCUAACCAAUGUAGAUGAGUUGGACUUGCACAUCAGUUCGCAUGACGAGCCAAGUCCCAGUUCCGGCGCACUCAAGACUCAGUUUGUAGUCACAUUGAACGGCGACAAAACCCUUGUAGGAAACAAUGGCAAGGGAGGCUCCUAUCGCAAAAGACCAAGCAUCUCACGCAAGCGUUCCUCGUCGCCUGCACCCAAUCCUCAAGUGUCCUCUUCCAGCGCUGAUCCUACGGUUUUGACGGCUGAGAAGCGACGACGAUCGAAUCGCGAUAGAAGCUUUUCAGCCUCGCCAACUCAGAGUAGUGGCUCGCCCUCCCAGCAGGCAACGCGUAGUCUCAAUCGCAACGAGGUGCUCCGGCAGCCACAAGAAAUCAAGAAAAUCAUAAUUAAGAAUGACACGGAUGAGGAUGACGAAAUGCACGGUUCACCCAAGAAACGUUCGCCUAAUAAACGUCAACAAGCAAUGGCAGCUACAGUCCCGGAAAAUGGACACAAAGACAAUAAGGAUAAAGCUCCAAUUGAGGAUCGCUCGACAACUCCCCCACUACCGGCCAAACAGAAGCCGCGAGUGGAGAAGAGGGGUACGAGCAAGGAGAAACACGUAAGAUCUAAUUCAGUAGAGACGCCAGUUGGAGCCGCAACAUCAGGCGCCUCCACAUGCCCUUCUACAGCUACCAAAGCAAAGCACACGCCUAUACGUUUCACACUUAAGAGCGACGAAGAGCCGAGUGCGAAUAAAAAGCGUCGUUCGGGGAGCACAGAACGUGAUGCAGUGGCUCCGGAGAAGCGCAGAGUUGCAAUACGUAAUGCAGAGGACAGAAAAUACGACAACUUGCCGGCAUUAAGCGCAGUUAGUGUGGAUUCUACUGUGCUAAAGGUGAAUAAGCCCAAGGAGCGCUGCAAGUAUCAUCCGAACUGUACGAAGCAGUUCUGUGAGUACUAUCAUCCGACGGCACCUUGCAAAUCGUUUCCCAACUGCAAGUUUGCGGACAAGUGCAUGUAUUCACAUCCCAAGUGCAAAUUCGACAUGGCCUGCAUGAGCAUCGACUGUAACUUCGCUCACGGCGGCCAAAGAGAUCUAAGUCAUGUACAGCUUGCGGCGCCACCACUUUCAUCUCACGUCAUACCAGUUCAGAACUACAAGUCGAUAUCGGCUCCUGUGACCUCCACGACGGCAACUACAAUGUGCAAGUACUACCCGAAUUGUUCCAAGUUGGGAUGUACCUUUUAUCACCCCAAACCCUGCCGAUUUGGCAAGAACUGUGUGAACAAGUUGGAGUGCAUCUUCUACCAUCCUGAGAUGCAGAGCAAAUUUAAAUGGGUUGCAUCUUUGGGCUAAGUAGGCCAUUGCACUACACCUUUUAACGAUAUUUAGCAAAUGUACUCUGGACUCUUGGCGAUCGGCCACUAUUUGAUACCACUCUCUUUCAAUUGUAUAACUAGGCGAGCUUGGAGUUUAAUUUUUUCUAUAUACACAAUUGUUGUAUACCUAUUUAAUUUUCAUUUUUAUUUGCAUUCAUCCUACUGCGUAUAAUUAAUAACUUUUAUAUUAGUCAUUAGCAGCUCUCUCACUGAAAUGAUAAACAAAACUAAAGUUUGUUGUUCAUACGGAUUUGUUUGCAUUCAAACCAUUAAGUACACGUCAUGCUAAAGUGGACGAAUAAAUUAGCAAUAGUUGCUAUAAAUUGGAAAAAGAAAA